GACUGUGUAACGGAAAAGUAAAAAACGGUCUGACUGCAUGGGGACAGUACACAUUUCUCCAUCCAGACAACACAAUACUCGAUUUAAAAGCACAAGAACUGCAGAUAUGGCAGAACAAGCUGAGAUACAUUUUUCACCUGAUGCACUCAUUCCUGCUAGUGAAACUGGAGCUCUAGUGGAAGUCAAAUUUCAGAAGAACCCCUAUCAAGAACAGAAGUAUUUGGAGGCAGAACCCAAAGCUUUAGGGGUUACUCAAAUCAUGCUGAGUCUCUUUUACUUAGGUUCUAAAUGUGUCGUAUGGAAUGUGAAGUGGACCACUGUACCAAACAUUGUCAGUGCUUGCCUGUCUUCAGUCAGCUUAAUAGCUGGUAGCGUGGCGUUAGCUGCUCAGACUCUUCACCUUCCCACACUGAAGGCCUGUUUGGGGAUGCAGGUUGUGGCAUGUGCAUUCUCAGUUAUCUGCUUUAUCAUCAGCUCAGCUUUAAUGGUAGACUACAGUAUGUACAGCGAAUGCUGGUACCCCUACCACAACGUCACUACACAAGAAAGCUUAUGUGAGAGAAUGACGUACAUAUAUGAACAUAUCAUUGGUAUAGAGAUGCUAGUGCAAGCGACUCAGGUUGCUCUCUCUGCCACCUUAGCUGCCUUCUGCUGCAAAGUGAUUCAGUGCUGCUCACCCAGGAGUAAUGUGCCCGUGAUAGUGGUGAACGCACCCCCAGCAGCUCAGUGAUCUCAAGGAAUCACACCAAUCUGUUAACAAAAUUUGACUAACUGUUGUGUUGUGACUAACUGAAUGUGUUUAAAUAUAACUAAUGCAUAUUAUACUCACACAAACGUAUAUACUGGGUUUCUAACAAAUAUUAAUGAAGUGUUCCAGCAUUAUUUAACCAAAUAUCAAACCACUAUAUGUGUUGUGUAAGUUUUAGAUUACCUUGGACAAAAAUGUUAAUAUUUACUUGAAACUCACUUAUAAUAGAAGAAUCUGGCAGUUGGGGAAAUCAAGAAAUGUGUGUAUGAACUAUAGAUUUUAUUCAAAGACGAUGUUCUAAACACAUCCUGCUUAGAAUGCCUGAAUGCUGAAUCAAGUAGUUUCUCAAUGUUCUAAUUGAUUUAUUAUUGUUCACCACUGGUUGGUUUCUUUUCCUCCUGUUCAUAGAGACUGGGGUAGCAACAUAGUCAGUUGAUGAAAAAAAAUAUUGUAAGCUUACUGAAUGUGACACUUAGCAAAUCAUGUAAUAAAUCAGUUAUUCGUAAUAAAGCAUAUGCUUCCAACUUUGUGGCAUCAGUUUAGAGAAGGCUGUUUUACUUUUUUCAGCUUGGCUAUGCCACUAUGCACAAAACAAGGUCCAUAAAGACAUAGUUUAACAGUGGUCUGCACAGGGCCUGAACCUUAAUCCCACAGAACAUCUUCAGAAUUAAUUGAAACGUCAGCUGUACAACAAGGCCCCAUUGUCCAACAUCAGUACCAGACUGUUGUGCUGAAUGAGUGCACAUUUCAACAGACACACUUCAUGUUCAUGAAGAUCAUGCCAAAAGAGUGAAGGCUGUUAUAGCUGCAAUGUGACAACUCUAUAACAAUGCUUGUGGUUUCUUAUUUAAAGACUUUUAUUGUUGUAUAACAAAAUCUCCACUGUAUCUUGUUUUGUUGAGUACAAUUAUCAAUUUAAUUGAGUGACUGCCCUUCAAUUUCUUUUAUAACUGAGUUUUGAGUUUUUACAUUCCUUAGUACAGUGAAACAUCAUUGUUACUUGUAAUAAUAACAUAAAAACAUAAAUUUUUUAUGUUGUACACUUUCUGGUCACUAUUAACCCAUUAUAUGUUUAUGAUAAUCAUUUAUACAUAUAUUCAUAUGGUACAUAUAUAGGCUGCUAUAGGUAUAUAUUCAUAUACCUCAUAUUGUUUAAAUGAUUUACUCAUGUAAAAACAUGGACUGUGACAUUUAUGUAUAAACAUUUAUAGACAUUUAAAUGCCGGCUAUAAAAUAUACAGGCAGAAUAAUACAUCAUUCUUAUGAAGCCUAUUUCCAGAAAGGUUGGGACUGUUUCUGUAAAAUGAAAUAAAAACAAGAAUCUGUCAUAUA
Trichomycterus rosablanca is the source of this 2080-nucleotide messenger RNA. RefSeq lists its product as uncharacterized. The record is from RefSeq and is a predicted model, not a curated record. Bases 38 to 730 code for a protein of 230 amino acids. The transcript has 7 exons. NCBI's taxonomy places the organism in Eukaryota, Metazoa, Chordata, Actinopteri, Siluriformes, Trichomycteridae.